Molecule: messenger RNA, 914 nt
Organism: Gossypium arboreum
Lineage: Eukaryota; Viridiplantae; Streptophyta; Magnoliopsida; Malvales; Malvaceae
Exons: 1
Coding region: 105-707 (200 amino acids)
Biological process (GO): defense response to other organism
Source: RefSeq, a predicted model, not a curated record
CAUGUUCAUUAGGCAAAAUAUUCUAACUUUUUACUCUGUAUAAAACAACAUUCGACAUUUCUCUGAGUUCAGAGUCCUUAUCAAACUAUUGUCCCGCAAAAACAAUGGCAGGCAAUACAAGUGUUGCAGCACAACAACAGCCGAGAAGACAAUUUAGCCUAGUAAGAUGCGUGGCCACUUGCUUGCUAGCCCUUAUAGUUCUUGUCGGUCUAGCCGUGCUGAUCGCUUGGCUAGUCAUUAGUCCAAAAAAGUUGGUUUACACACUUGAAAAUGGUUCAGUCCAAAAUUUCAACCUAACCAAUAACCAUCUCAAUGCCACAUUCUAUUUUGUUCUUAGGGCAUUUAACCGUAACCGCAGAAUCUCUGUCUACUACGAUUACAUUGAGUCCACAGUAACAUACGAAGAUCAAACCCUGGCGUUCAACACCGUCGAUCCCUUCUUCCAACCUCAUAGGAAUGUGAGCCGAAUCAAGCCGAAACUCGUGGCUUUAAAUUUGGCAAUGUCACCAUCAACAUCUAAGGAUCUCAUGAUCGAGAAAGCAUCAAAGGAGAUUCAAGUUGAUGUUCAUUUUAAGGCAAGGAUUCGGCUUAAGGUAGGUACUUGGAAGUCCAAUCGUCGUACUCUGAGGAUUGUUUGUUACUCAGUAACGGUGCAUUUGUCUUGGUACAAACAUUUUGACAGGGUACCAUGUGAAGCAGAACUUUAGUUAAGAGUGAUGUUUUAGGACAAUGACUUUUCUUUUCCUGGUUUUAUUUGUGAUUUUCCCAUUCUCUUCUACAUGUCUGAAUUGGUGUCCAGGGUUGCCAUUUUGUCUCUUCCAUGCUAUCCUCUUUGUUUUCCUCUUUGAUUAAUAUGGUGUGAAAAUUGUUCUUUUUACCUCCUACUGCUAUAAUAAAACUUUGGGUAUGUAUAA